Aspergillus heteromorphus CBS 117.55 is the source of this 225-nucleotide messenger RNA. RefSeq lists its product as uncharacterized. Lineage: Eukaryota; Fungi; Ascomycota; Eurotiomycetes; Eurotiales; Aspergillaceae. The transcript is spliced from 2 exons. The record is from RefSeq and is a predicted model, not a curated record. Bases 1 to 225 code for a protein of 74 amino acids.
AUGACCGAAGAGCCGUUUGACUACAACGAACUUCUCAUGCAGAUCUCUGUGAAUCUCACCAAUGCCCUGAAUACCUUUGGGGCAUCUUCUCCACAGUACCAGUCCAUUCUGAGUAUUCUCAAGGACUGCCUUGCAACUAUUGAGAAGGAUAAAGAACGCAACCGCCACAAUCUCGACCCGGAUAUGUUGAGUAUAGCUAUGGAGUUCUUGGAGAUUGGGAAGUGA